GUAUAUAAAUUUGGAAGCAACAACAAACACGCAACAUUGAAAAUGCGAAACGCCCACUGAGACGUUCCAUAGCCAUGUCUCGAGCAAUCCAUCUCGCCGCAGGUUAUGGACCAUCGGAUGGCAGAUGUCUCCCUUGCUCAGGGGUUUCUAGAAGAGCUGUUGCUUUAUCCCCUUGCACUUCUCGGUGUGACUACAAAACCCUUUCACAGGUUAAGAUUGUACCACUAAAAUGCAUAUCCAGGGGAGCAUCUUUUAUGUGCAAUGCAAGUUCUAGUGGCAAUAGGAGAAACCCAGACUUCUCAAGGCAAAGCAGACAUGGAUUCUCCCGAGGCAGGAACAGGCAUAAUGAAGAGAAUAACAACUCUGAAAACCUUGAAGAAUCUGAAUUCUUAUCAUCAAAAAAUGGGCCUUUACUUUCUCUUUCAGGUAGCCCAAAGUUCCAAGUAACAGCAACCCCAGGACCUAGAGAAAAGGAGAUUGUGGAACUAUUCAGGAAGGUGCAAGCUCAGCUUCGGGAAAGAGCAGCAAUGAAAGAAGAAAGGAAGAGUGAAGCAUCACAAAGACAAGCUAAAGAGAGUGAAAAUGUGGAUUCCCUUCUUAAACUCUUGAGAAAACACUCAGUUGAACAAGGUAAGAGAAGAAGUAGUAGCAGAGACUUCAAUUUGAGCCAGCCUGAUCAGAAUGGCCCAUUUGAUGAAGAGAAAAGCACAAGUUUCUUUGAUCUAAAUAGCAGUAUGAGGGAUGAGGCCCAAGAACCUAAUGCCUCUUUUACCAGGCCAGCAUCAAAUUUCCAGCGUAAAUCUCCAGUUCCACGAGUAAAAUACUAUCCUGGAAGGGACACAGUAAAUUCUGUCUCAAAUCCAAAUAUGGGUGGGAAGAAAAAGAAGAGCCUAGUUGAGACUUAUUCUCAGCCAGAACCUGAGCCAGAGCCAGAGCCAGAGCCUGAACCUGAACCAGAGCUUGAGCCUGUGACCGCAUUCCCAGAUGGGGAUGUAUUUGAUGAGUUGUCAGAUGCUGAGUCUUCAGAUACUGAGGUUUACGAUGAUGAAGAUGCAGAAGAACAGGAAUCUGCUCAACAUAGGGAUUUGAGUGCAUUAAAACUACCAGAAUUGAGGGCCCUUGCAAAGUCCCGAGGCAUGAAAGGGUUCUCAAAGCUGAAGAAAGGCGAGCUCAUGGAGCUGUUAAUUGGGCGCUCAAUCUGAUCCAUGAAGCAUGAAAGAUGAAAAACACAGAGCCACUUUUGUGUGUUGAGAUAGUUUUGGGAUGUGCCUUUUUGUUUUUAGUGUAUCAACCAUUUCUAUUCCCGGUCUGUAAGAUUCAAUCCCUUGCAUGUUAUUCAAGGACUUGGAUCGUUUUGGAUUUUCAGAGAUAGUAGUGAAUCAAACUAGCCUUUUAACUUCUUAGCUCCUUUAUGAAUGCAUGGGAUUCCUUGAUGAGGUUUUGACAUA
Vitis riparia (riverbank grape) is the source of this 1448-nucleotide messenger RNA. RefSeq names its product rho-N domain-containing protein 1, chloroplastic. The transcript is spliced from 2 exons. The record is from RefSeq and is a predicted model, not a curated record. The coding region runs from base 75 to 1202 and encodes 375 amino acids. Lineage: Eukaryota; Viridiplantae; Streptophyta; Magnoliopsida; Vitales; Vitaceae. Gene Ontology annotation, biological process: DNA-templated transcription termination.